AUUCCCGUCAGUCUGUGAUGUUUUGAAAAUAAGCGCUUAACGUUAUGGAAAUGAUGAAAACGUGAACAGAUAUAUGAGCCGCAUUUGAGGUAUUUUAAGCUCCGUUUACGACGUCGAGUUUAAAAUGUAACCUUGUGCGGCAAUGAACAUAUCAACACUACUGAUCCAUAUGUUUAUUUUAAGUUUCUUUUACCAAACUUCAAUUGCUACUAUUACUUUUUCUAAUGUGCAUUGAACGAUUAAUAAUAAAACAGACAUUGUGUAUAAUUUUUUAUAAAAAGCGCACUUAACAUUGUAAAUAUUUCACGAUCAGGAUUUGAAAUAUAGGUUAUGAUGAUCUGAUUGGUUAAUCCAGCCCUAGUGAAUUUCUUGUGGAUCCGUUGAAUAGGAUGUAGGAGAAACAAGCUUAUAAACGCGUAAUAGAAACUAACCUUAAACAUUGAUUUUGUCGAUCCAGUUUUCCGUGUGGUGAAAACCGCGUGGGUAAUUUAAGAAAUCAAUUUAGUUAAGUUCUGUUUUGGCGGAGAGGUGAUGAUUGUCAUGAUCGCGAGAUGUAAGAAUUUCCUGCGAUAGUUGUUGGUUAAGAACACACUUUUUAUGAUGAUUUUAGUUCUGUAACGAAAUAUGCCAAAUAUUGUUCAUGUGCUGUGAAUAAUACGAAUGUAUGAAGUUCUUGUGAGUGGUAAAAGUGUCCUCAAUUUUCUAUUGUAAAAUUUGAAAAUGCCAUGCUGGUACUAUGAGAAAAAGGAACUCCGGAAUACCCCAUCGAUUCAAGAUGGUAUCAACUACGAAACCGAAUGCCGAUACCGUAAGGAAGGUGCACGGUUUAUCAUCGACACGGGCACCAAAAUGGACCUGGGAUACAAUACGAUGGCAACUGGUGUCGUCUACUUUCAGCGAUUCUACAUGUUCCAUUCGUUCAAAAGUUUUCCACGUUACGUGACUGCAUGUUGUUGCCUUCUUUUGGCUGGUAAAGUUGAAGAAACACCAAAAAAGUGCAAAGAUAUUAUAAGAACGGCAAAGACUUUACUUACCGAGCAAAAGUUCAUGACUUUUGGGGAAGAUCCAAAGGAAGAAGUGAUGACGCUUGAAAGGAUAUUGUUACAGACAAUUAAGUUCGACUUGCAAGUGGAACAUCCUUAUAGCUACCUUCUAAAGUAUGCGAAAUGCUUAAAAGGGGACAAAAACAAAUUACAAAAAAUGGUACAAAUGGCUUGGACAUUUGUAAACGACAGUUUAUGCACCACUCUUUCGCUGCAAUGGGAACCUGAGAUCAUAGCAGUCGCUCUAAUGUACUUAGCUGGAAAGCUUCGUAAAUUUGAAGUACUAGACUGGAACGGAAGACAACCAAAGCAUUUACGCUGGUGGGAUAUGUUCGUCGAAGACGUAACGAUGGACCUCCUAGAAGACAUCUGUCACCAAGUGUUAGAUUUAUACUCCCAGACAAACAACGCUAAACCCCUGGAUUCCCCUCCGGUGGUACCAACAGGUGAGCCGAACAGAGAGCGGAACGUUGCACCUUCCAUCGUGGACUCUGCAUCGAACACGCCAAACGCCUGUAUAGUAACACCCGGCAAGCCUGCACCGAGCAAGGCUGAGGUCCUCGGUGCAGCUUCUGCAAAUGGCUGCGCUCUCACAGACUCCACGGACGGGAUGAAGCAGUUGGACGUUCCAGCACACUUUCCUCCGUACCCUUCCAACUACACCCCAGGAAACUCGAACUACCCGCCGGUGUUUCCUCCAACCAACAUCUCCGUUCCACCACCGCCCACUGUCAACGCGAUAAACCACAUUGUGCCGACGAUGCAUCACAUGGGGUCGUCCGGGUCGGUCAGGUCGGCGCCGUCGACCCCGGCAGGGCCACAGCCGCCAUUCCAGCAAUACCCUUACACGCCGAACUCGACAUAUUUCCAGAGCAGCAACGCCCCACCUCCUGCGAGCAAUCCGCGUACAUACUACCCACCGCAACCUUGAUGUUACACUAUCACCUGUAAUCGAUCGAUCGCGUCGUUAUUAAAUUUGCCAUCGAGAAACA
Molecule: messenger RNA, 2035 nt
Organism: Orussus abietinus
Lineage: Eukaryota; Metazoa; Arthropoda; Insecta; Hymenoptera; Orussidae
Gene: CycK
Product: cyclin-K
Exons: 8
Coding region: 721-1974 (417 amino acids)
Biological process (GO): positive regulation of DNA-templated transcription, elongation; regulation of transcription by RNA polymerase II
Cellular component (GO): cyclin/CDK positive transcription elongation factor complex; nucleus
Molecular function (GO): cyclin-dependent protein serine/threonine kinase activator activity
Source: RefSeq, a predicted model, not a curated record